Messenger RNA from Recurvomyces mirabilis, 3048 nucleotides. RefSeq lists its product as uncharacterized. Gene Ontology annotation, molecular function: oxidoreductase activity, acting on NAD(P)H; chromatin binding. Bases 1 to 3048 code for a protein of 1015 amino acids. Gene Ontology annotation, cellular component: nucleolus. Lineage: Eukaryota; Fungi; Ascomycota; Dothideomycetes; Mycosphaerellales; Teratosphaeriaceae. Gene Ontology annotation, biological process: DNA replication initiation. The record is from RefSeq and is a predicted model, not a curated record. The transcript has 2 exons.
AUGGCUACUGAACCUGCCGCCAAACGUCGGCGACUCAGUCCGUCUGGAGACAAUGUGCCUGGCUUUGCAAACUGGGACCUGGAACAGAGUUAUGAGCAGAAACGACGAAAAGGCAAAAAGGACAAAGAUGAACGAUUACUGGUCAAGAGCGGCGAUGACUGGAAGGAAGACGAGAGAUUGAAGGAGGUCGCAAGGCUAGAGGCGGAAGGUGCGAACGAUGAUGAUUCGAUGGACAGCGACGAGGACGAAAAGGACAGUGGAGCUGCUGACCUGGAAUCCAAGCCAAAGCCUGUUGCUCAAUCUGAUGUCCCUCCCAAAGAGCAGAUCCGACAAGCAAAAGAAGAUCUGGCCAAGAUAGCGGGCCAUAUCAGCGAGAGUCCAGAAGAGAACAUUGCACAGCUCGGACAACUGGCAGAGAUAGCACAAAGCCGUAAUGUCACUGUCAAGAAGCUAGCCAUGGGCACGCAGCUUGCAGUCUACAAGGACAUCAUUCCUGGGUAUCGGAUACGACCUUUGGGGAAAGAUGACAUGGACGCCAAAGUAGGCAAGGAAGUCCGAAGACUACGAGCAUUCGAGCAGACACUACUUUCGGGCUUCAAGGGCUACGUCCUCGCGCUCGACAAACUAGCCAAGGACAAGCAGAUGCGAAGCGUAGCAGUGGUAUGUGCGGCUACUCUCUUGACCACUGUCCCACAUUUCAAUUGUCGCAAUGAAGUCAUUGCCAUCGUCGUCCGGCAGCUCAGCUCACGAAACUCAUCACCAGAGACGAUGAGAUGCGCCGAAGCUCUGUCUCAGCUCUUCCGCGAAGACGAAGAAGGUCAUGCGUCCCUUGAAGCCGUCACACAGCUCACGAAGAUGAUGAAGAGUAAGAACUAUCAUGUUCAUGAGAAUGUGCUGAAUACUUUCUUACAUCUGCGGCUACUGUCCGAGUUUGCACAUAAAGCUGGCACGAACAGUAUUGAUCGUGAACGAGCGGAUGGAGAAGAUGAUGUACCGGCUAAGAAGCUUAAGAAGAAAGAUCGGGAGUACCGCUCGAAACGAGAACGCAAGAUAUUUAAGGAGCGAAAGGCAGUGGCGAAGGAAUUGCAAGAAGCUGAUGCAGUGGUGUCGUACGAAGAUCGAGAUAAAAGUCAGGCUGAGACGCUGAAGUUGGUAUUCGUGGCGUACUUCCGAAUCUUAAAGGCAAAGACGCCCCAUCUCAUGGGUGCAGUGCUAGAAGGUCUGGCGAGAUACAGCCACCUGAUCAAUCAAGACUUCUUCGGCGAUGUGCUAGAAGUGCUCAAAGAUUUGAUCUUACAUGCCGAAGCAUCUCUCGAGCCAGCAGACGACGAAGAUGAACAAGGUGAAGAAGAGCCGGAAGAUGAAGUCGACGCUGCGACGGAACGGAACAUCACCCGCGAACGCCUCCUCUGCAUCAUCACUGCCUUCGCACUCCUGCAAGGCCAACAAGACGUGGCAAAGAGCGCGAGUGGUCUGCAACUCGACCUCAACUUCUUCAUCACACAUCUCUACCGCACACUGCUCCCCCUAGCCAUGAACUCGGACAUCGAACUCAGCGCCAAAAGCGCGCACCUCGCCGACCCCAAUGGUCUCGCGACACCGGCCUCAACUGCCAAAGACACCAAAGUCAACGUCUCCACUACCACUGUCCUGCUCCUGAAGAGUCUCCAAAGCGUCCUCCUACCGCCAAUGAACACGAAACAAGUCCCUCCCCUCCGCCUCGCAGCUUUCCUCAAACAACUGCACACUCUAGCUCUCCACCUUCCAACCAAGUCUGCUACGGCUGUAAUGGCAUUGGUUCAACAGAUCGUCGAGAUGAAGGCGCUCAUACUCGACGUCGCAGCGCGUACAGCGAAUGUCAAGGAUAUACCCAGGCCUAUACCAGAACCCAGUGAAAUCCUGGUCGAAGUCCAGGCGAUAGCUCUCAACCCCAUCGACCCACUCUAUGUCGCCCACCCACUCGCAUCUGAGAACAGCGAAAGAGUAAUCGGCAGCGACUUCGCCGGCACAGUCGUCUCACUCCACUCUAGCUCCUCAGCGUCAAGCCCAGCAUGUACGCUGAAACUCGGCGAUCGCGUAGCAGGUUUCCUCCAAGGCGCGUGCUCCCGCAACGACCGACCAGGAGGUUUUGCGGAAUUUGUCACUAUUCCUUGGGAUCUUGUGUGGAAGAUUCCGGAUGGUGUCAGUAUGGAGGAAGCGGCGGGUGUGAGUUUGGUGGCGUUGACGGCUGCGCAGGGGAUGUGGUAUCGACUGGGCUUGCCGGCGCCUUUUGAGUUUGAUCGUGAGGCUGCGGUGGGGGAGCAAGGUAAGGACUUUCCUAGUGCUUUUGAUGCGGGAGGAGGUGGAAUUGAAGGAGAAGACGUGAAUAUCCUGGUCUACAGCGCCGCUACUUCCGUGGGCAUGUACGCCACACAGUUCGUACGAGUUAGCUCUCGCACCCAACCUGGGGUCAAGGAGCAGUGGCGACUUUUUGGCACGGCAUCACAGGCUCGCUGGGAUAUGCUGAAAGCUCCACCAUACUCCUAUGACUACCUGGUUUCCUACCGUGACGCUGACUGGCCUGAGCAAGUCCGCACUCUCUCCGGAAGAAAGGGUAUGCACUAUAUCUACGACACCAUAUCCGAAGGCGAUACUGUCCAACUUUGCGCCUCCACCUUGAGCAAGGGAGCGAAAGGGAUGGCUAUCGUUCGGUCGAAAGAAGCUGGGGCCUGGACACCAUUUGAUACUUCUGAGCUGAACGUGCCCGAGCCGAUCUACGGAGCCGUUUGGGAAGGGCUAGGUGUCGAGGUCGAGUAUCACAAGUUCACCCUGCCUGCUUCACAAGCCGCGAGGGCCUUUGCGGUGGAGUUUUAUGCGUGGCUAGGUCGGGCUAUGGGUGAAGAAGUUGUGCCUGUGCCUGUAAGAAUCAUGCCUGGUGGAUUCGAGAAGGUUGUUGAGGAUGGAUUUACGCUGCUGGGCACUGGCACGAUGGGAGACCGGACGGUGGAGAGGAAUGAAGGAUGGAUGAGGCCGGUGGGUGGUGAGAAGCUUGUUUAUCGUAUGUCAUGA